This is a messenger RNA of Fundulus heteroclitus (mummichog), 5292 nucleotides long. RefSeq lists its product as uncharacterized. Lineage: Eukaryota; Metazoa; Chordata; Actinopteri; Cyprinodontiformes; Fundulidae. The record is from RefSeq and is a predicted model, not a curated record.
CUAUGGCUAUGCUUUUGACUACUGGGGAAAAGGAACUAUGGUCACCGUUACCUCAGCCACCCAGAAUGCUCCGACUGUAUUUCCUCUGGCUCAAUGUGGUUCUGGGAGCGGCGACAUGGUCACCCUCGGCUGCCUCGCCACCGGUUUCAACCCCCCAUCCAUCACUUUUUCAUGGCAACAAGGCAGUACUUCUUUGGACAACUUCAUCCAGUACCCUCCGAUCCAAAAAGGCAGUGAAUACAUGGGAAUCAGUCAGAUUCAAGUCAGCAGACAGGACUGGGAAGCAAGAAAACCUUUCAAAUGUGUUGCAAAUCACGCUGCAGGACAACAACAUGCUUCAAUGGCGAAACCAAACGUGGUUUAUGAGCUUCCGACUCUUAAAGUGUGUUCCUCCGCUGACGUGGGACAAGGAGAGGCUUACUUCUCCUGCUUUGCCAAAGAUUUUUCACCAAAUACGUAUAGUUUCACAUGGAUGAAAGAAGAUCAAAACAUCACCGACACAACAGCAGUGGUCAACACCUUGUCUCAGGGAAGGAAGGACGCGAAUGGAACCGUUUUGUACAGUGCUUCAAGUCUGCUCACACUGCCGAUCAGUCAAUUAGGUGAAGGUUCAGCGCUUACGUGUGUAUUUACGGGAAGAGGAGAACGUAACACUGAUGUCCAGCGGAAUUCAACUACAUCCUAUAAGGAGUGUCGUGCUGCCAAUUGCGAAACACCAGAUGUGGAGAUAAGCAUCAUAGCCCCCGAAAGCAAGGACCUCCUUGUCAACAAAAAGGGAACUGUAACAUGUCAAGUCACCGUCAUUAGGGGAACACUUGAAAAGCUUAGCUGGGAGGACGAGAACGGAAAGGACCUGGUAGUUGAACCACUGGGUGUCAAAAGAUCAGCAGUACAGGAAGUUACGGUUGAUAUCACCUUUGAUGAAUGGAUCCAAGGAGUUAAGCGCACCUGUGUCAUUGAAAACAGCGAGAGUAUCGAGCAAUACAGAAAAGACUACUAUGGAAAUCUGAGAAAGAGUUUGAAGCGUCCAUCAGUGUUUAUGUUGCCUCCCGUAGAACAAACUAGAGAAGAUGCAGUGAUCCUGACUUGCUAUGUGAAAGACUUCUCUCCCGAGGAGGUUUAUGUGGCUUGGCUUGUCGAUGAUGAAGACGCAGAUGCAAAAUAUCUGUUCAGUACCACAAAACCGGUGGAAAACAAUGGAUCCUUCUAUGUUUACAGUCAGCUGAUUCUCACACGAGAUCAGUGGGAGCAGACUGACAUGGUGUAUAGCUGCGCCGUUUAUCAUCCAGCACUGGCAAACUCAACCAGAUCCAUUGUCAGAUCUAUUGGAUACAGAACCUUUGAAAAAACCAACGUGGUCAACCUCAACAUGAACGUCCCUGAAACGUGCAAGGCCUAUGUCAUGAGAAUUGCCUUCAUGCCAAUAAUUAUGCAAAACAUUCAUACCAUUGGUUGGAGAAAAAAUGAUAAAACCCAUAAUGCUGCAUUUAAGGCAUGUGAUCUCCUCUCUUCCACAGAUGUUCGGGUUGUCUCCCCAAACAUCACAUUGUACCCUGUUUGGGAAGGUGAAUUUGGGAACUCGCAAGUCAGACUAAUCUGUGCUUUGAGUGGCUACUUUCCUAAUAAAUUGUCCGUGGAGUGGCACAAGAAUGGCCAGAUUCUCAAAGACAUCACUCCAAAUGAGAAAACUCUUGUGGAUCAGGUCAAGAAAGCCUACAGUCGAUUCACUGAGAUCACACCCAGAACCGUUGACUGGGAGGCAGGAUCAACGUUUACCUGCACGUCUGUUCACAAUAGCAGUGUAUUUGCAAAAACAAUAGACAUUUGUCAGAUCCUUGGAAAAAACCCUCCUCUCAUUCAUAUGGAGAUACCAGCCUAUAAGACAGUGAGUGACAAGGCUUCUGUGGAAGCCACAUGUUUCAUCCGCAAUGCGCUGAAUGCCAACCUGACCUGGUUAAUGGAUGGAGUUCCCCCACAAACAACACCAAUCUUGGAUAAGAACACAACUUUUACAAUCACUAAACUGACGGUUCCUUCAACUACCUGGGAAAAGAUGACAAGUCUUCAGUGUAAAGUUGAACAUCCCUGCUUCUCGAAUGUAAAGACCGUGCACUUUUCAGGGCCUUCAGUUACACUUCCACAUGUGGAAAUCAAGAGAUUUUUUCAAGGCCUGCAGAAGGAAGAAAGUGCAGCCUUCCAAUGUGACAUCUCACAGCUGUCCUCACGGGACCUCUACGUUACGCUUAAUGCCAAUGGACAGGAUAUUUUGGAAAAACAAUACAUUAAUCUUCCUGAAGGCCCUGGCCCUCAUUCAGUCAGUAGGAUCUUCUAUGUUCCCAGAGAGCUCUGGAAAACUGAUACACGUUUAACCUGUGCAGUGAAGCAAGGCUUCUCCAGGGGUUAUAUCACCUCAAAUUCAACCAGCAAUAUUUUUGUGAACCCCUCUGUGGAACUCUAUUUGGCCUCCAGCAAAGCACAAGGUCAAAAAACGCUCCUGUGUUCUGGACUGGGCUUCAACCCACAUAUUAAAUGGUUAGACGGAAUAUCUACAUCAAGUUAUGAGAUCAGCACUGAUACAAAAGGACGUGUGGCAGUGACAAGUCAACUGACAGUUUCUGAAACAGAGUGGAAAUCAGGAAAGGUCUUCAGAUGUGAAGUCUCUGACAAGUCUAUGAAUAACGUUGUCGUGGAGGAAAUCAGCAUCUGCUCAGUUUUUUCAAGCACCCCUCCUACCUUUGAAAUGGCGAUUCCAAGCUUUAAGACUGUGAUGACGGAAUCUGUAGUGAAAGCUACAUGUUUGGUUCACACUGCUUUUGAUGCCAAAGUCACCUGGCUGUUGGAUGGACUCAGUCCCCAGAGUGACACAAUGAAGCACGUUCCAAACAAAACUCAUAUAGCCAGUGGGGUGACAGUUUCUGCGUCUCAGUGGCAGCAACUGAAAACUGUAACAUGCAGAGCAGAACAUCUGUGUUUUUCAUCUGCUGAAAAGACAGUAACUGUAUCAGGGCCUUUAGUUACACCCCCACAGGUGGAAAUCAGGAGACCUUUUCCAGACCUGCUAAAGGGAGAUAGUGCCACCUUCCAAUGUGACAUCUCUAAGCUGUCCUCGCAGGACCUCUAUGUUACAUUUCAGGCCAAUGGAAAGGAUAUUUCGGACAGAGAUUAUGUUGAUCUUCCUGAAGGCCCUGGCCCUCAUUCAGUCAGUAGGACCUUCUCUGUUCCCAGAGAGCUCUGGAAAACUGAUACAAGUUUAACCUGCGCAGUGAAGCAAGGCUUCUCCAGCAGUGUUGUCACCUCAAAUUCCAUCAGCAAUAUUUUUGUGGAACCCUCUGUUGAACUUUAUCUGGCUCCCACUGAAAGAUUGGGGCAACAAACGCUUGUGUGUUCCGGUCGGGGCUUCAAGCCACAAAUCAAAUGGUUUAAUCAGUCAGAGCAGAUGAACUCACCAACUGAGGACAGCAUGAACAAAAAUGGAGACGUUGCUGUAACGAGUCGGCUGCAUGUUGAUCAGACAGAGUGGGCAAGAGGAAUGGUAUUUGCAUGCGAAGUGUCCGACAGUUCUCUAAAUAAAAAGGUCAAAAAGGAAAUCAGUGUCUGCUCAGUCACCCCAACAUCUUCUUAUGAGGUCGCCGUCUAUAUUCAGAGACCUAAACUAGAGCAGCUUCAAAAGAGGGGAUCUGUGACUGUUACAUGUCUUUUGGUUGGCACUAGUCUGAGUGAUUUCUCCAUAACCUGGAAAUUAGGUGGUCAGCAGUCUUCCCCAGGUCACAUCCGUACGGAAAAACCUGUGAGUUGCAGAAACGGAUCGGAAACUUUACACACCUUCCUCAGUGUGUCAGCGGAGGACUGGUACUCAAAUAAACAAGUGUCUUGUGAGGCAAAACAUCUGUGCGCCAACAAAAUUUAUAAUGCCCAUAUCAGCAAAAAUACAGCUCUGUACAAACCAGUUCUGAGGAUAGUGGAACCAACUUUUACUGAGCUGUAUAGGUCAGAGAGCGUCACGCUUACCUGCUUAGUCUCAGGUUUUCUUCCAUCUGACAUCAUUGUUCACUGGGAAAAGAAUGGCCGACAACUCCCAGCUUCUCACUAUAUUAACAGUCCUUCAUGGAAAGAACCAGGAACAAGCUAUUUUUCAAUGAGGAGCAGACUAAAUGUAACUAGGGCUGAGGACAAUAAGUCGACCUACUCUUGUGUUGUCGUCCAUGAAUCGUCUGAGACUCCAGUUGUGGCCAGCAUAAGCGACAUGUUUGCCUCUGUGACCUACAGCAAACCUUCAGCAAUCUUAUUCGAGGAAGAGGACAAACUAGUAUGCCUGGUCUCAGGCUUCAGCCCACCAUCCAUCAAUAUCACUUGGUUCCGCAGUGAAACCCCACAGCUUUUGGACUACAACAUAACUGAGCCCUACCUUGGCCAGGAUGGGAAAUUCAGCAUUCAAAGCCGCCUUCGCCUGGCCCCAAUUGAUUCUUUACCAGGCAUUGUUUUAACCUGCCAGGUGACGCAUGAAGGGACCACCCUGACAGUGAAUAUGUCCAAACCAGACACACUGGACCACUGUAACUUCUUUGAUACUAUCAAGGACACUGAUGUGAGCCAAGAUGCACUCAAGGAAACCUGGUCUAUGGCGUUAACGUUCCUGUGCUUUUUCCUCUUCACCAUCAUAUUUUGUCUUGUUGUCCUCAUCGUUAAGACCAAAUAGUGACAGAGGACAUAUUGCUUUUAACUGGAUGAAGACAUAUUUUUUUAGAUUUUUUUCCCUGUUUGUUUUAGAAUGUGUGUUUUGAUGAUCAGUUUUUAUUAUUUCCUUUCGCCAAUUUUGCCAAGUUGUUUUAUUCUAGUUCAUAGUAAAUCAAUCGUUUGUUGUGUUUUUGUAGUGUAUAUGAUGUUCAAUACAUUUAAAUGCAUUUAAGAUAAGUAAACGUAAUGAAACUACAGUGGGCUAUUCUGUCUAUCCAUUUGUAGUGAACAAGUUGUCCACAAGAUGGAGACAUAGCUUUAUAUUCAGCUUUGUCUGUUCCAACUUUCAACACACAGGCCAUGCAGUUAAAUCAUAAUAGAUACCAACCGACGUUAUAUGUGUUUACAAAGAAACAAAACAACAAAUGUACAUUUUAUAAAAACUAAAUAAAAUGUUUCGCUUCCAUAUGCACAUGUGCAGUUGGUCUGUGUACAUUCUUCCAUGGAGUUUCCACCUUUUGUUUGAUUUAUGCCGGUGUGUCUAUCUAGGUACGUCAUAGACAUAUAUAAAGAGUAGACCCUGCAUAAAUGUUUGACAAUUACAUUUUUCAUGUACGU